Molecule: messenger RNA, 1297 nt
Organism: Dreissena polymorpha
Lineage: Eukaryota; Metazoa; Mollusca; Bivalvia; Myida; Dreissenidae
Product: T-cell immunomodulatory protein-like
Exons: 12
Cellular component (GO): plasma membrane
Source: RefSeq, a predicted model, not a curated record
UGUACCUGGCAGAUAGUGAGAAAAAGUAUGAGUUUAAGAACUGAUGGAGAAUUCUACAUUGGAGGAACAUGCUACAAUAUCCAGCGUAGUUCCUGCAGACUUUGAUGGUGACCUGCAGAUGGACCUCCUGAUCACUUCAACAAUUCCUGGAAAAGAAAACAGCGCUGUUACUUGUAGGAUUUACUGGGGCGAUGAAGGAAACUUAGACACAGAAAACUACCUUGCAUUACCAAAGAUGGUCGACCAGCCUUUGGUUUUUGAUUAUAAUGCAGACAUGAUACCAGACCUCUUGGGAGAGGUAGAGAAAAGAAAGAGAAUGAUUUGGGAAAUCCCACCUGUCAAGUAUGGUGACCAAAAACCAAACUCACAUGACUUCUUCCCACCUCGUGGUGACAGGUUUGAUCCCCAGUGUGGGAGCAUUCUUAAGAUCCUCAUAAACUACACAAAUUUGAACACAAAGGGUCAGCCUGUGAUUGGUGCUACUGAACAUGACUUUGUUGAUGAUGCCUGCUUUAUGAAGGUCACAGUUGUCAGUGGUAGAUGUAACUAUGAUUGCCCAGAUAAUAGAAAGCCCUAUGGUGUGAACCAGCCCGGCCCUACCAUACGUUACAAAACUAUAGAUGUGAAGGGUAAAAAUCAGGAGAAAGUUGCCUACCAGUUAUCCCUGUCAGCAUACCUCCCCUUACAACUGCCAUACAACGUGUUUGGUCUGGGACAGGCGCCAAACUUUGUGGACUCCUUGCAAGUUGGCAUUGCCACAAACACUACAAAGCAGCUCAAUCAUGAAUUCCAGUCGGUGAUUCCCAACUCUCAGCUUGUUAUCAUUCCAUACCCCAUACAGGACCCAUCAAAUUUAGCAUAUUUCUGUUUCCUAUUCUUGUUCAAGACUGCUGACUAUGAAGUAUGGAGCAGUAAGCUGUUUGUAAUGCCAAGUCAUCUCAUGUUGCUCACUGGGGCAGCAUUGCUGGGUACGUGUGGCUUCAUAGCUGGCAUUGUUGCUAUACUCCACUGGAGGGAUCGGGUUGAAGACAGAAAAGAGAAGCGUCAAUAAGCACAGAAAUUCCACUUUGAUGCCAUGUGAUGUACACAGUGAUAUUUAGAUCUGAACUGUUAACGAAUAUUUGUAAAUAACUUCAUGUUUUAUCAUUGAUUAUGCCAAAUGGUGUGAUUACCUUAUAAUUAUCAUUCUGUUCAAAAAUAUUCUAUCGUUAUGUCCAUUUAUUUAUUUAUUAUGAUCAACAUUUUGUUUGCAUGUAUGUGAAUGAAUGAUAAAAAUAAUAAUGUUAUAUGCUAAUAA